Messenger RNA from Liolophura sinensis, 1384 nucleotides. RefSeq names its product angiopoietin-related protein 4-like. The record is from RefSeq and is a predicted model, not a curated record. Lineage: Eukaryota; Metazoa; Mollusca; Polyplacophora; Chitonida; Chitonidae. The transcript has 3 exons. Bases 39 to 1079 code for a protein of 346 amino acids.
UUGGCCUUCCAGGUUUAGACGUCAUCGGCUACAUCCUGAUGGUAUUUGCCAGCGGCUUCUGGACACUGAAACCAAGCAGUGACCAAUUCCAGUUAACGUCAAUAGGCAGUUGUCUCACGGAGAUACGACUUUCAAUCUACACUCUAAAGCCUGAGGUAGCCAUCAGCGCGUCACAUUGUGCUCUUACAUGUGAAAGUCACAAUGGCUGUUCUCAAUUCUUGUAUUGUGAACAUUCGGGUAAAAAUUGCUUCCCCAUCAGAGCUCUGGGUGUGUUGGAUUCUGACAGGCGAAAGUAUUGCUUUUGUUAUGUCAAGUUAAACCCUAAAUGUGAAAAUGGCGGAGAAUGGAAGAGUGACAAGUGUGAAUGUAUACCGGGAUUUCAUGGGAACAGGUGUGAGUUCAUCGCUGGAGGUUGCAGUCAAGCUAUGAGCCAUGGUAACCACAGAAACGGAGCAUAUUUGGUCAAACCUAAACACGCCAUCGGCACAUUUCCAGUCCUCUGUGAGAAAGUUGGGAGCAAUUUCUACACUUUCAUUCAGCGCCGAGUGAGCGGCAAGACGAAUUUCGAUCUCAGUUGGAAAUCUUACAACAAAGGUUUCGGAUCUGUCAAAUGGAACUUCUGGCUAGGCUUUGAUCAGAUUUUGUCGUUGAUGGAAAAUCAGACUGUCGAGCUUGAGAUCGGGCUUACGUGUGACCUUGACACCAAGGGAUCUUUUACCCUGGAGACUUUUCAGUUAGAUGACUUUUCCCUUGCUGGAGAAGACCAUCAGUACCAAAUCCAACUACCGAAUCAAGGCACCACGCAAGGUUCUCAGAGUGAAGAAGAAAUCCACAACUCUCUGUUGUCUCUGGCUGGCCAGCCGUUCAGCACGUAUGACCAUGACUCGAGCAGCCCUAACUGCAGGAACACAACCAGCGGUGGAUGGUGGUUCGGCACGCAGUGCGCCUUCGGCAACCUUAACGCACCGUUCACAGACUACGGACUUGAUGCCAAUAACAAAAGCAUUCUGUGGAUAACAUGGCGCUCUGCGGGCUUCGAAAUCAACAUCAAAGAAACUUAUAUGAAAAUCAAAACCUAACUGACGUGUUUCUGUACCGUUUGCCUUUCUGAACUGCAUAUUGUUCCAAAGCGAUCCACGCAGUUUGCUGGGAAAAAACAGAUGUCGGCUGUAUAAACGUAAGGAUUAGACUAAAUGCAAUUUUAAUUGUCACGUCUGAUUACUAAAUACGGAACCUUCUUGGCGUGUGAACUAAAGUUUACGAUGUGUUCAAUUGUUUAUGUAUCCAGUGGUUUUAACGAUUGGUCUGCAUGUUCUGCGCUGAGGCUUGGACGGGUUUAAACCCUAAAAUUAUACUCGAUGUAAAAUCGAAAUUGAUGUUCUUU